AUGGGGUUCUAUGAGAAGGCGCGACAGCCCCGGCCCAGCAUCCAUGACCCUUCUGUUCGGCCCCUUCGACUGGCUUUCUUGAAGGGGGCGGCCGUCAACCUUCUUCUGCUCCAAAUCCUAUUCCUAGGACUGUUUUGCUACCUGUUCGGCUCUCUCUUCCAACAGACCACGCACAUCCAUAACAUUGACAUUCUGUUUGUUGAUUACGAUGGUGGGGCCAUCGGCGCCGCGGUCCGAGAUGCGUAUCAGCAGCUGAAGAGACCCGGCUUCCCAACCCUAUUCGAACGGUCUUCACUAACGUACCCUGAGCCGCGCACCAUCAAAAAUGCGGUUUGCGACAUCAAGUUCUGGGGUGGGUUUUACACGACCGCCAAUGCCUCGAAUCGCUUAAGUGCUGCAUUUGCAGGUGGAUCGGACGCGUCUUCGUACAACAAGACGAAUGUUCUGACCGUGGUGUGGAAUGAAGCGCGCUAUUCAACCGUGGUUGACUCUGCUAUUUACCAAAACAUGAAAGAGCUAUCGGAAGCUACACGAGUAAUUUAUUCCCAAACAGCCGCGCCGCAGGCUAUCAAGAGCCUAAACAGCUCCGACUCCGCUGCCGUUUCUGCGUUUUCCGAUCCAUGGACCUUGACUUCGGUCGAUUUCCAACCCACGACGCAGGGUUCUCGACUGAUCUACAACACACUAUGCAUCAUCUUAAUUCUGAUCCAAGAGUUCUUCUACUUGGGAAUUGUCAACGGCCUCUAUCUACAAUUCAAACUCUACACAACCGUCACGCCUCACCGAGUUGCGAUCGUCCGCCAGAUCAUUUCCGGCGUAUAUACAUUCGUGGGCUCGCUGUGUGUGACUGGUGCAAUAUGGGCAUUCCGAGCUGGUUGGCAUGUCGGUGGCUCACAGUAUGUGAUCACCUGGAUGACCCUGUGGCUUUUUGCGCAUCUGAACUUUCUCGUUCUCGACGUCUUUACGAUCUGGGUCCCGCCUGCCUUCGUGCCUAUGAUAUUUAUAACCUGGGUCGUGUUGAAUGUCACAUCCAUCCUGCUACCGUUUGAAUUGUCGCCGGGAUUCUACAAAUGGGGCUAUGCCUUGCCGGCGCAUAGUGUCUUCAAUGUCUUGAUGGACAUCUGGUCACGAGGCUGCAAUCCUCAAUUAUAUUACGCUUUGCCGGUUUUGUUCGUCUAUGAAAUUCUUGGUUUGGUACUCAGCACAAUCGGAGUUUAUCGCCGGUCCCACUACGCAGUGCUGAAGCAGGAAAUGGAUGAAAAAGCGCUCCAGGAUCGUAUUUCUGCGGCUAUUGCAGAGCAGACUGAGGAUUCGUUGACGAGAGAAGAAAUGAGCCAAGAGACCCCAACAAGUCAAGCAUCGGAUAUGGAGCAGGAAACAAGAGCUUCGAUACGACGACGUGCAACCAUCACUGCAAUUGAGGACCAAGAUGAGCUGGCACACAUGAUCCGACGCGAGAUGUCUCGACCGGGAUUGGAGAAGAUUAUGUCUAGUCGAGAGAAUGCUGGGCCGUGCUUCGAUUUGCCUUUCAACACGUCUAUGCCUAAAAGUGAUUAA
Messenger RNA from Penicillium atrosanguineum, 1557 nucleotides. RefSeq names its product SNG1 family protein. The transcript has a single exon. Bases 1 to 1557 code for a protein of 518 amino acids. Gene Ontology annotation, cellular component: membrane. Lineage: Eukaryota; Fungi; Ascomycota; Eurotiomycetes; Eurotiales; Aspergillaceae. The record is from RefSeq and is a predicted model, not a curated record.